This is a messenger RNA of Cryptomeria japonica (Japanese cedar), 1405 nucleotides long. Its product is annotated as NDR1/HIN1-like protein 12. The transcript has a single exon. The coding region runs from base 509 to 1138 and encodes 209 amino acids. Gene Ontology annotation, biological process: defense response to other organism. The record is from RefSeq and is a predicted model, not a curated record. Lineage: Eukaryota; Viridiplantae; Streptophyta; Pinopsida; Cupressales; Cupressaceae.
CAUUCUUCUUUUGCUGUCUUCCUACUCCACAAUAAUUGACAGUCAAUAAUCCAUGGCAGAAAAAACAAGCAAUUUUCCCGUUGUUCAAAUACCACUCGAAAGUGAGUUAGCCAACACGUCAAAAUCUCCACCCUGUUCCGCACCAAAUUCUCUAACGUCACACAGUGACCGACAACGAACAAAUCGCCAAUAAUGCGCUCCCUUUCUUCUUAGGCAUCUGCCCGGAAGAUUCUUCUUUGUUCUUAGCCUGCCUUUUUCUAGCCCUCCAGUACGCUCACGGGAGAAAUUUCUCGGUCCAUUCGAAAAAGCAGAGCGAAUUGCAGAACUUGUUCCGCUUCGCGACUAUAAGAAUUCUGUCAGUGCAGAGCAGGCACGGCCACAUAAAAUUUCUAAUUUUUCUCUGAUUUGUAGUUUUUCUCUGCACAUUCAGUCAGAUUUGGUCUGUAACAGAGAAAAAUUGUAUAUUUUCAGUCAGAUUUGGUCUGUAACAGAGUAAGCAGCAUCGAAAAUGACAAAGGAUUGCGGAAAGCACAGCCACGGAUCAUGGGAUGGUUUUCCUCGGGAGAAGUUCUGGCGCGGGCUGUGCGGAUGCCUGCUAUUCUUGAUCAUAAUCGUGCUGUUCGUCAUUCUGAUCAUUUAUUUAGCCCUCCGUCCGCACAAGCCACGGUUCUAUGUGCAGGACGCCGUAAUCCGUCAGUGGAACCUCACGGGAGACGACACGCUCACCUCCAGCUUGCAGUUCACCAUCAUCUCGCGGAAUCCAAAUGACCGGAUCGGCGUCUACUAUGACCGGAUCAGCGGCUACGCCAACUACCUCGGCCAGCAGAUUUCCCCCUACAGCCCGUUAAUGCCUUUUUACCAGGGCCACAACGAUAUCAAUGUUAUUUCCCCUGUUCUUUACGGGGCCUCCGUUCCUUUGGCUCCGUUUGUUGCAGAUCAUCUGAGAUCCGAGCAGCAGAACGGAAUUCUUACUGUGAAUCUGAGGAUCGGAGGAAAGGUCCGCUGGAAGGUCGGCACCUGGACUUCUGGCCAUUACCGUCUGAAUGUGAACUGCUAUGCAAUUUUAGGAUUUACUAGCUGCUGUAAUGGCGGUCAGGCUCCUUUGCAGGCGGGCACCAGGUGUGAUGUGGACGUCUGAGCUGCGCAGAAGCAGCAUUUUUAUAAAUAUUUGUAAGAAUGUAGGUAAAUUUCAGUUGCAUUGGGAUUGCAGUAGUAAAGAUAAGGAUUUCUGCAGGAAAAGCCCUUUUUUGUUUUUAGUAGUUGAUGGAAGGCCUGAAACAGUAAGCCAUGCUGGUGACUGAAGGCAAACUUGAUUUUUAGAUUAUGAAAUAAAAUUGUUAGGUGUGCAGUUUUUUUUCCCUUCUGAAAUUAUAAUAAAUAGGCUGCCAGAAAGGCUAUCUUUUCA